ACCCCAAAACCUUCGCGUUCUGUACUUCGGUUUCGACCCAGAUGAAAGGAGUGCCGAGCUCCUUCACGCACUCACCAUGUGGAGGUUCGCGGGGGAGCCGCACCAGCGCUGCAGCGUCGCCGUCCUCGGCCUGCUCGUCGCCGGCUUGCUCGCCAUCACUCGCGCGCAGGAGGAGGCGCAGGCGCAGGCGAAGGGAGCCCCGGUGAGCCGCGCGGUUUUUACGGACUACUUCCGACGGCUGAGCCGGGAAAAGAAAGCCACGAGCCGGCCGGCUCGGAGCAGCGUCCCGCGGGAGCCUGGAGAGCUUGUGACCGCCGAGGACGUGUUCAUCGCGGUGAAGACCACCAGCAAAUACCACAGCAGCAGACUGGAGCUCCUUUUGGACACAUGGAUCUCCAACAAUAUGCAAAGUACGUACGUGUUCACCGACGGCGAGGACGCGGCGCUGAGGAAGCGGCUGGGUGUUCACCUGAUCCACACCAACUGCUCGGCAGCUCACAGCCGACAAGCGCUCUCUUGCAAAAUGGCCGCCGAGUACGACGCCUUCCUCAACUCCGACAGGAAGUGGUUUUGUCACAUGGACGACGACAACUACCUGAACAUGGGCGCCCUCUUGAGGCUGUUGUCGCAGUACAGCCCCACGCAGGACGUCUACAUCGGGCGACCCAGUCUGGAGCACCCGUUGGAAGCCACGGAGACGCUCCCUAAUGCUAAAACGAGGAAAGUAGUUUUCUGGUUCGCCACAGGGGGCGCUGGAUUCUGCCUGAGUCGCGGCCUCGCCAUCAAGAUGCAACCUUGGGCUAGCGAGGGCGCCUUUCUGUCGAGCGCCGAGCGUAUCCGUCUGCCGGAUGACUGCGCCGUCGGUUACAUCGUGGGGGCGCUGUUGGGCGUGGGCCUCAUUCGCUCGCCGCUCUUCCACUCGCACCUGGAGAGCCUGGCACUGUUGACGCGGGUGCACGAACAGGUGACUCUCAGCUACAGCAAUGAGAAAAACACCAUCCAGCUCAAAGGACCGUUUUCAAUACAACAAGAUCCAACAAGGUUCAAGAGUGUACAUUGUGUGUUGCAUCCACACACACCCUGGUGCCAGCGCUGAAUGCAGCCAGACGAGAAAAAAGAAAAGGAAUCUCCCAUUUUGGGAAAUGAAAGCGCCGAAGAAUGUGGGAACAGACGUGAAGGACAUGAGGGACGUUUGUCCUCAGGCCUGAACGAACCGAAUCAAUGAGGAGUCCAAUUUUUGGGGCGUGUCUUGAGAGCUUUUUGGAAAGUUUACUUGCCAAUGUUCGAAGUAACAAACCACAUCAUUGAGUCACUCUUCAUACUUGACAAAUGCUUUUGUUUUUUUCAUCCAAAGCCAAGCAAAGUCAUUUCUCUUGUUGUUCUGUAAAUAUUUGACUGCCUUUUCUUUCUGUACGACUCACCUUAAAAAUCGUUUUGUUUUAUUUUAUAAAUGCAGAAAAACAUGUUCUGUUAAAAAAAAAAAACUAGAGCUAGCUAGUGUCAGAGAUGAGCUAGCUUGUGUUCACACGCAUUGCAACUUCUCCGAGGUAAAAAAACAACUACUUUCAUUGGAUCAUUCAGACAGCUGUAACGUCAGCUGCUGCCGCCUGUCACGUUGUAAAAAAGCUCCAUUGUCUUUUAAUGUCUGGCACGCCACGCUGGACGCGGCUGCUAGCACAUGUUGGCUAUGCUCAUCCUUUAAACACAAACUUCUGUUCAGCACACAAAGGCUUCGUUUUGUGUGGAAACAAAUUGAAUUAAGCAUUGAUGGAAGCUGCAUCGUACGAUAAUGACGCCGUGUUACAUUGGAACGUGAUGGUUAGCUUAGCACGCUCAAUUAGCUUGUUUGGCUAGCAAAGGGUUACGCGACAAUGCUAGCAAUCAAAAGUGUUUUUGUUGUGUUGUUUUUAAGGAUAAAUAUAUUUCAGACUGAGUUUCAGUAUAAAGUUCAAAAGUUGUGUCAUCACACCCGUCCGUCCGCUUUAAACAGCAAUUUAUGAUGACUCAUCAAACUUAAUGUAGAAUAGCAGAUUUAUCAAAUGGUGUCUUUUUUUAAAAGGAUGAAUCCAAAAGUAUUUUUUGAAAGGAAUCUUCUGAAGCUUCCAAAUGACUCACAUUGGGUUGUCAUGCAUGAAUAAGGUUUUGAUGAAUUGCCUGCCAUAUGUGACAGACACACGCUCCAGCAUCUGGAAUCUAAAUCCAUUUACUGAUGAUGAUGAAAUAAAACAUUUUGCUCAAA
This is a messenger RNA of Syngnathus typhle (broad-nosed pipefish), 2239 nucleotides long. RefSeq names its product beta-1,3-N-acetylglucosaminyltransferase lunatic fringe-like. Bases 77 to 1096 code for a protein of 339 amino acids. The transcript has 8 exons. Gene Ontology annotation, molecular function: O-fucosylpeptide 3-beta-N-acetylglucosaminyltransferase activity. Gene Ontology annotation, cellular component: membrane. The record is from RefSeq and is a predicted model, not a curated record. Lineage: Eukaryota; Metazoa; Chordata; Actinopteri; Syngnathiformes; Syngnathidae. Gene Ontology annotation, biological process: regulation of Notch signaling pathway.